Manduca sexta (tobacco hornworm) is the source of this 2898-nucleotide messenger RNA. RefSeq names its product transferrin. Gene Ontology annotation, cellular component: early endosome; plasma membrane; recycling endosome. Gene Ontology annotation, biological process: iron ion transport. The coding region runs from base 94 to 2376 and encodes 760 amino acids. NCBI's taxonomy places the organism in Eukaryota, Metazoa, Arthropoda, Insecta, Lepidoptera, Sphingidae. The record is from RefSeq and is a predicted model, not a curated record. The transcript is spliced from 15 exons.
AUUGAUAAGAUACCACACCGUCAAAUAGUGUAACGGUAGGUGAGCACAGUCGUUGGGUAACCGGGAACAGUCAGACAGUGAAGUGAGUGCAUUAUGGAGAUCAAAUUGCUGAUUUUAUUUGUUAUAGGCUGUGUAUCAGCACAGAGCUAUAAGGUUUGCAUUCCAUCCUCGUCGUCGAACGUGUGCCAAAGCCUCGAGAGGGAUGGAAGCCAGGCAGUAUGCGAACGUAUCGAGACAAGAAUCGAUUGCGCACUCAGACUUGCACGUGGGCAAGCAGACAUUGGCUACUUCUCAGAGGAAGAAGUGCUUCUCCUGGCGCAACAGCAGCCCAACGAUAACAGAAUCGUGGCCACUGUCAGAGAUGUUAGUAGAAUGGAGCCCUACGCGUUUGAAGCAGUAGCGGUGGUUCCCAACUCUCACAACGGGGGCCUUGAAGGUCUCAGAGGGGGCAAGUACUGCCACCCUGGCCUCGACCAAGUCGACUUGCGCUGGUCCCCACGUGUGCUGAAAACCUUGGAGCAGGAGGCGGCGCGUACGGACCGCUGCCCUACCAACGAGGUUGCCGGCAGAACCGCCGAAGACCUGGAGGUGGAAACCCUUAGCACGUUCUUCUCAGCCGCCUGCAGGCCCGGCAUGUGGAGCACCAACUCCUCCGUGGACCUAGAUUUGAAGUCCAAGAACCCCUCGCUCUGCUCUCUCUGCGGCGUGUCGGCGUCCUGCUCCGGCUACUCCAUAGACAUGGGCAUCAACAUCGCCGGCGUGCGCAACGAGAACCGCCACAUCCAGGCGCUGGAGUGCAUGCGCGUCAACAACAACGACAGCACGCCCGUCGUCGCCUACGCCGCCUGGUUGCACGUCAGAGAAUUCUUUAAUCUCCGCAACCCUCAAGACGCGGGCUCGUACUCGCUGCUGUGCCCCAACGGGACCCUGUCGCCGCUCAAUGCUGACGCUCUGAACAGAGCCACCGCGCCGUGCUCCUUCGUCAAACAACCCUGGGGCGCCAUCGUCGCUUCCACGUCCUCGGCACCUGCAGUGCUGAACAGCCUCCGCACGUGGUGGCCGAACGGCGCUGACCCUGGCAGCAGCUCGUGGCAGUCAGUACUGUUCGGAGCGGUCGCCGGUGGUGCCAACGCGCGCGUCGUGUUCGAAGACGCACCCAUCUCGCCUGCCAACUACACUGGAAACAUCCGUCCGAUGCCAAACGUGGAGUCUGUGGUGGGAUGCCUGCCGGCGCGGCGCUGGUGCACGCGCUCGGCGGCCGAGCAGAGCAAGUGCUCCUGGAUUCGCAGCGCUGCGCAUUCGCUAGGCCUGCAGCCCAGCCUCGCCUGCCUCCAGCGAGCCAGCGUCUUCGAGUGCCUUGAGGACAUCAAGAACGAACGCGCUGACUUCAUAUCCGCGCCUUCCAACUACGGAUAUAUCGCUAGAUCGAAUUACAACCUGGCACCAGUGAAGAUGGUGCAGAACGGCCGCGCGGCGCAGUCCAGGAUCGCCGCCUUCGUCAAGGAGGCUGCCGCGCAGGAGAACAUCACCAGGUUCGAGAACUUGAGAGACAAGAACGCCUGCUUCCCUGAGUUCGGAGGUCUUGCGUACGUGGCGUUCAUCCGCGUGGCGCACGAGCGCAGCGUGAUCAGCCGUUCGCAGUGCGACUACGCGCAGGCGGCGGGAGAGUUCUUCGGCGGCGCGUGCGCACCCGGAGCCGUCGACGCCUCGCACGCCAUCAACCCCGGAACGAGCUUCAACGCGUCCGUACUCUGCUCCACUUGCAGGCUAGCAAACGGCAAUGUUUCUGAUUUUACUUGCGCCUGGGACUACUCCAACCGUUUCUACGGUAACAACGGUUCGCUGGCGUGUCUCGCUGAUCCGCGCAGCGACUUCGCCGUGCUCAACUUGAACAACAUCGGAUCACACCUGUCGUCGGUGGGUCUCCAGGCCAACCAGCUCCGAGCCCUGUGCUCCAACAACACGCUCGCCGCCACGCCCGGAGUCACCGUCGACGACAACUGCCUGCUCGCUAACGUGGUCGACGCGGAGGUCCUCGCCAGGAGGGGCGACCCGUUAUACAACGCUUUGAAUGCGUUCUUCGACUCGUUAGACCUGUACUUCGGAUACAACGCGGCUACAGGAACCCAGCUCAUCAACUUCGAGAUCUUCUCGUCAUUCGACGGCAUCAGCGAUUUGCUGUUCAAAGAUUCUACCAUCGGAUUGACUGAGCCAUCUAUAGAGUCUUCGCAUCUGCCAGCGAGGAACUAUAUGGAGUUGUUCGCACACCUGGACGCUUGCAACCGCGCGCCAGGUGUUCCCGACUUCGCCAACCGCAUCACUUUCCCUCUCCUAACCACCAUAGUGAUGGCCUUACUAGCUCAAAUUAUUCAUUAAUCGAUUGUGUGGUUGCGGAUGCGUGACAUCCCUAUUGCGUUUGACAGUUUUGUGAUUUUUUUAGUUUGAGUCUGUGGAAGUUUUUGUGACAGCCCUGUAUUUCUGCGAGAAACAUCACGCAAUGUAAAACAUGUUAUUUUAUGGAAUUUACGUAUUUAAGAAUAGUUUGGGAGUAUUUUUUUAUAUAUUGCAGACAAUUUUUGACAGAAAAUAUUUAUAAAUAUAUGAAAAACUUACCAACUCAUAUUAUUAGAUGAGUCAGUGUAUUUAUUAUCACAACAGUAAGUUAUAUGUUUGUACGUAUAAGAAUGUAUUCUUGUAUUUUUUAGCUAUCAAGGCGACUGGCAAUAGAUAUAAAGACAGACAAAGAAUUUAAUUAUAAUAUAAUUUCACAGCCAUCGCAGUAACCCAACGUAUUUAGAUAAAUAAUUUGUGCCUUAGGUUAACGGUUAGAGUUAGUGCUUUAAAAUUAUUUUUAUUCUUUGUAAUUUUAUUUGAAUUAAAUUGUUUUGUAAUAAGUGU